Melanotaenia boesemani (Boeseman's rainbowfish) is the source of this 1626-nucleotide messenger RNA. RefSeq names its product H3 histone, family 3C (gene h3f3c). The transcript is spliced from 4 exons. Gene Ontology annotation, molecular function: structural constituent of chromatin; DNA binding; protein heterodimerization activity. NCBI's taxonomy places the organism in Eukaryota, Metazoa, Chordata, Actinopteri, Atheriniformes, Melanotaeniidae. Bases 131 to 541 code for a protein of 136 amino acids. Gene Ontology annotation, cellular component: nucleosome. The record is from RefSeq and is a predicted model, not a curated record.
UUGACACCGACGCCAUUUUGCUGCUUCCAUUGUGUGAAGAUAGUAAAUAUCUGGCUGCCAGACAACCAUAACACACUUGAAUCGCUGCGGGAAAAACCCUCAAUUUCACCCCCGGUGAUACCUUGUCGUGAUGGCUCGUACCAAGCAAACAGCUCGUAAGUCCACUGGAGGAAAAGCUCCUCGUAAGCAGCUGGCUACCAAAGCUGCCCGCAAGAGCGCCCCCUCCACCGGUGGUGUCAAGAAGCCCCACCGCUACAGGCCCGGUACUGUGGCUCUGAGAGAGAUCCGUCGGUAUCAGAAAUCCACUGAGUUGCUGAUUCGUAAGCUGCCCUUCCAGCGUCUCGUGAGGGAGAUCGCUCAGGACUUCAAGACCGACCUGCGUUUCCAGAGUGCUGCCAUUGGAGCGCUGCAGGAGGCCAGCGAGGCGUAUCUGGUGGGUCUGUUCGAGGACACCAACCUGUGUGCCAUCCAUGCCAAGCGUGUCACCAUCAUGCCCAAAGACAUCCAGCUGGCACGCCGCAUCCGUGGAGAGCGCGCUUAGACCGCCUCCUGGUGCUUCACUUCAGACCUGUUUUUCUUCACCCGUCCCUCCCCUCACUGCUUCGUCUCCCCCUCCCAGCUGACCCUCACCCUCCGUCCCUGCCUGCCCAGCUUCUCAGUAGACGUUAGUGUAAUCCUAAUUAUAAACCAAUAGCGAUAUCUGGAAGUUUGGCCCCUCGUAGGGUUGUUUUGUCUUCAUCAGAUGUUUUUAGGGUACCUUUUUCGUGCAUGUAAAGGGUUUUGCAGAUCAGAUGCGCAUGUGCUCACAUAGUCAAACAUGCGUCGCUGGGUUUGAGCGGUUUUUCAGAACAUGAAGCCCUCCAGGGAGCUCAUUCCUGCCAGCUGAUGCGGUUUGUAAGGUAAACAGAGCCAAAGCAGAGGGACAUGGCCGAGGGGCUAGUCUGCUUAAGGGGAGCUGCAACUUCCACAGCAGGGUGCUAUUGAAACUAGUCCCGAGGCCUGUGGCCCCCUCUGAACACCCUCCUCCCCUCCCACCCAGUCCGUCCCCCUGCACCCCAGUUCCUCCACUUUGCUUUGGGGGGGUGGACCGCUGCUCUGUUGGUGUGGACAUGUGAACCCUGAUCUUCCACAACCAGUUGUUCUCAACAAUCUCUUGGUUGCUUAAAAAUAUUGUGGAUAUGGUGUCUAUUUUUUUUAAACAUAUAAGUCACGGAGGAGCUUCUCUACCUUUAACACUUCCCAAAUGAUCAAGAUAAAAGCAACAAAAACAUCUGUUUCCUGCACGGUUACCAGGUGCUUUACUUUACAGGGAUCUGAUUUUCAGUAGAAACGUGUGGUUUCAGAUGGCGGCCACACGGGGGCGCUAGUUCACCAAGCUUCAUUUGUUCUUUCACCACUGAUAAACAUUACACAACAGGAUAAAUUGACAUUGUGAAAGUUACACUCUGCAUGUUAAAGCAUAUAAACUGUCCCUUUCUCAGAAUUUGUGAUACAGAAUAUAACCUCAUAUUUGUUUUCUUUUAUAUUUUUCUUAUUCCUUGAGAUUUUCAGACAUAUAAAUAAGCUGAUCUUUGUAUUUUCCAAAUUUCUCAUAUUAUGGUGGUAAUAAAUAGAUGUUAAAAGAAA